AGCGGCGAUGGAGCCAGCGGAGCCCCCAAACGAGUUGGUGUCAGCCGAGGGCCGAAACCGGAAGGCGGUGCUGUGCCAACGUUGUGGCUCUCGCGUGCUGCAGCCAGGGACCGCUCUCUUCUCCCGUCGACAGCUUUUCCUUCCCUCCAUGAGAAAGAAGCCAGCUCUGGCUGACAGCAGCAACCCUGAAGGCGAUCUCCUCCAGGAGCACUGGCUGGUGGAUGACAUGUUCAUCUUUGAGAAUGUGGGCUUCACCAAGGAUGUGGGCAACAUCAAGUUUCUGGUCUGCGCAGACUGUGAAAUUGGACCCAUUGGCUGGCAUUGCCUCGAUGACAAGAACAGUUUCUAUGUGGCCUUGGAACGGGUUUCCCAUGAGUAACUGAGGGGAUGGGGACUCAGAUCCACCCCAAGUAUAAAAGCUCUCCCCACAAGAACUGGCGUUGGACCUUUGUAACUCCUGUGCUGCCUUCUCUGUACUAAUACAAGCAGCGAGCACCAACACCUCCACUGGAGCACGCACAGGGCCAGGCCUCCUUCCUCCGCGCCCCCUGCAUGCCUCGGGCCAGGUCCACAUGCAUAACGCGUCCUGAUCCCCCUUUCCCCUCGUUUUAAGACACUGUCAUACCUCCACAAAUCUAGUCUCGUCCCUGGCGCUCUGCCGAGGCUCUCUUUUACCCAGGACUUGCUUUUGUUUUUUUCUUGCUCUAGAAGAGCAGUAUUCAACUUUUUAGCCAUGACAUGACAAAAGAUGCUCAUGUGCUGAUAGUUGAAACUCCAUCUUUUUCUCUCAUUCAGGAAAGCAUACGGGGGCUGGGGACAUAGCUUAGUAGGUAGAGGGCUUGCCUCGCAUGCACAAGGCCAGUGGUUCAAUCCCCAGCACCACACAAAAAAAGAAAGAAAGAAAGCAUACGCGUGCUGGGCACAGAUUACGACUGUAAUCCCAACAUCUCGGGAGGCUGAGGUAGGAGGAUCAAGGGUUCAAAGCCAGCCUCAGCAAUGGUGAGGCACUAAGCAACUCAGUGAGACCCUGACUCUAAAUAAAAUUCAAAAUAGGGCUGGGCAUGUGGCUCAGUGGUUGUGUGUCCUUGAGUUCAAUCCCCAGUACCCCCUCCAAAAAAAAAAAAAGGCAUACACAUAUCUGAGACAUACUGCUUUGUGGCUAACCUUGUUAUCUACAUUAAUUUAUUAUUUCUAAAAGUAAAACAUUUACAGACUUCAGUAUUUAAAUCAAUAAUGAGAAACACAUUACUUUGGGUACAUCUCUAAUAUCAUGUUUGAGAAUCUUUGCUCUGGGUGGACACUGGUAUUUUAUUGCAAAGAUGGAUGUGGCCCCUCUUUCCUUCAAAAGUUAAUGGGGUUUCUCCUUUUAUUGGCUCCUCAUACCUACAUCCUGUACAUUAGCCUCAGACUGUCUACCCCAUCUGAGCCACCCAAGGGAAACAAGCUUGACAGUUAACCAGCCUCUCCUGGAGACUGGAGGAUAUGGGAUAUAUGAGGGAAAGGCCUUUGCCUAUCUCCUCUGGACAGGUAACUUUAUUCCCUUGUUCUUAGGACAGACUUCUAUAAUAGAUAGCAUCAUGAUUUACCAGACAUGCUCAGUGUGUUCCUCAGAGUUUUGAUUCAAAAGAAUCUCCCUACCAAUCCAGAAUACAGAUUUUUCCCACCAAUAUGCCUCUUCUAUUGCUAUGGGGUUGCUGUGUUUGAUACUAGCAAGCUUAAGUAUUCACCAUGAUUUGCAAAUAUUCUGUCCUUUCUUUUCUGAAAUGACUUACUUUCUUAAAGGGAUCUGUAUGACUAAAUAUUAGGUGUCCUCCGAGCGACCCCACCUCCAGAGGCCUAACAUUGAAAUUAGGACUAAGUCCCUUCCUUUGCAUCUGUUGCUUCUUUCUCCCUUCAUUCCAGAACUUUCUAAGGACUUCCCCACUAAAGUACAGGCCUUGAGCAUAGUUUUGCAACUAACCUACUUGCUUAGAAAGGUGGCUUCCUUCCCCAGUCAGCUUGAAUGAGCUCCAGUAGAAACAGAGAACUUUUCCUGACAUAUGGUCAAAUGUCCAUUAUUAUGAGAUUUCAUGAACAAAUGAGAAUUACCCACUCAUGUCAGAGGAACAAAACCAAAUAAUUGCCCCUAGGGACAUGGGGCCGUUCACAUCACAAGUCAAAACCUAAGCUCAGCAUUUUUUAAAAUUAGCCUUUAACUUUUCUUUUUUUUAAUUGCAAAAAAACAGUAUAUGUUUGUUAAAAUAAAAUUUUAAAAUGGGUGUAAUUUUUUUUCAGUUAAUUCAGACUUCUACCAUCCAGAGAUUACCAAUGAUAAUGCCAAGGAUAUACAUAUCCUUCUCAUUGUUUUUAUAUGUAUUUAUUACAUGUACAGUUUUUAAAAGAAAUGUGAGUUCAUACUGUACUCUUUUAUAACUUGCUUUUUGUUGUUGUUUAAUAAUAUAGAGUGAAGGGGUUGGGGAUGUAGCUCCAUGGUAGAGUACUUGGGUACAGUCCCCAGCACUGCAAAACAAUAAAAGGGUGAAUAUCUUCCCUUGUCAGUAGCUACCCAUCCAUGUACACCAUUAUUAUUAUUAUUAUAUUCUAUUGUAUCACUUCACUAUAAUUUAUUUCUAUAACCCACUAUUAGGUUGCCUGCAGUUUUUUAUAAUUGAUGAUAUAAUUCUAUAUCCCACUUUUUUUUUUUUUUUUAAAGAAACUGUGGUAUUGGGGCUGGGGAUGUGGCUCAAGCGGUAGUGCGCUCGCCUGGCAUGCAUGCGGCCCGGGUUCGAUCCUAAGCACCACAUACGAACAAAGAUGUUGUGCCCGCCGAAAACUAAAAAAUAAAUAUUUUAAAAAAAAAGAAACUGUGGUAUUUAUUUAUUUAUUUAUAUUUAUUUUUUAGUUUUUGGCGGACACAACAUCUUUGUUUGUAUGUGGUGCUGAGGAUCGAACCCGGGCCGCACGCAUGCCAGGCAAGCGUGCUACCGCUUGAGCCACAUCCCCAGCCCCAUAUCCCACAUUUUUUUAAAUUUGUUUUUGGCAGUACUGGGGAUUGAAACCAAGGCCUCACACCUGGUAGGCAAGGGCUCUACCAUUGAGCUACAUCUGACCUUUUAUUAUUUUAAUUUGAGCUUGGUCUCGCUAGACUGUCCAAGCUGCCCUCACCUCCCAAAUAUCUGGGAUUACAGGCGUGCACCACCACACUCAGUUUGGAUCCACACUCAUAAUUAUUUCCUUGGCAUUAUGAGAAGUGGAAUUGCAGGGUGUGCACAUUUCCAAGGCUUUGCUGUUUUGACACCUGUUCCUCAAAAAGCUGUGCUAAUUUACCCUCUUCCGGCAGAAUAAAAGAGCACUCACUUUCUGACCCUUACGAACACUGGGUAUUUAUUAUCAUUAAAAAAAUGUUUUGCCACUUUGAUAGAAAAAAAUAGUAUAUUGUUUUUAUUUGCAUUUUACUUCUAAUGAAAAUUUUAUACAUUUAUUUGUUACUUGUUUUUCCUGUUUUUAGAAUUGCCAAACAUUGUUGCACUAGUAACCAAAAAUAUUGAGUUGACUAUUCUACCUUUUCAGUUUGAUUUGAAAAAAAUAAAAGAAUUUAAACAGUGGAAA
This is a messenger RNA of Marmota monax (woodchuck), 3588 nucleotides long. It is a transcript of the gene Rabif, whose product is annotated as RAB interacting factor. Lineage: Eukaryota; Metazoa; Chordata; Mammalia; Rodentia; Sciuridae. Gene Ontology annotation, cellular component: membrane; cytosol. Gene Ontology annotation, biological process: small GTPase-mediated signal transduction; post-Golgi vesicle-mediated transport. The transcript is spliced from 2 exons. Gene Ontology annotation, molecular function: zinc ion binding; guanyl-nucleotide exchange factor activity. The coding region runs from base 8 to 379 and encodes 123 amino acids. The record is from RefSeq and is a predicted model, not a curated record.